Messenger RNA from Laccaria bicolor S238N-H82, 1311 nucleotides. RefSeq lists its product as uncharacterized. Gene Ontology annotation, biological process: protein dephosphorylation. NCBI's taxonomy places the organism in Eukaryota, Fungi, Basidiomycota, Agaricomycetes, Agaricales, Hydnangiaceae. The coding region runs from base 1 to 1311 and encodes 436 amino acids. The record is from RefSeq and is a predicted model, not a curated record. The transcript is spliced from 4 exons. Gene Ontology annotation, molecular function: protein serine/threonine phosphatase activity.
AUGAUCGUAGAACGCGCCUCGUAUAACUGGGCCUACGCGGAGGAUAUCCCCGGUUCGCGAUGUGGACCUGAGGAUGGGCCCUGGCCGCGCUCCUACCAGGUCCUUAACGAGGACGAGCUGUGGCGCGAACUCAGGAUACUCGCGAAGCCGCAGAGCAUGUCCCUGCCCUCGACAACCAAGGAGAGAUGGAAAGCUGACGCGCUGAAUUUCCAACCCUCACCGUCGACAAAGACGCAGGACCGAUACGUCGUCACACAGCUGGAUAUCCACGGCCGACUGUGGACUUUUACUGGUGUCUUUGAUGGCCAUCUGGGUGAUGUCACUGUCGAGCACGUUGCACAUCAUUUGCCCAUCAUUGUCCGCGAGUUCUUACAAAAAGCACUAGAGAACGGCGCCGCGUACACUCCGCAAUCCAUCUCAGACCUCUUUGUGCACGCUAUAGAGGCCUUUGACGACGCCAUCGCACAUGAUGUCUUGGAUUUGUUCGGCGGCUCUGUGGAUCAGCUGGACAACUACACAGACGCGCAGAUCCGGGAGACGAUUAACGACCAGCACAAAGGCGGCGCUAACUGGAGGAAAACCAGACUGUGCAUGUAUGGCACGACAGCGCUUGUAGCGCUUGUUGACCCCGAUCACCACAAUCUCUGGCUCGCCAACCUUGGGGAUUGCCAAGCGUUUUUUGUUUCACAAGAUCCCACUGCGCAGGACUGGAAAGUGGAAACGCUAACGACUAGCCAUAACGGGGAUAACGAUGCCGAGGUCGAACGGGUGCGCAAAGCCCAUCCAGGCGAACCGGAAUGUGUCAUCGAACGCCGAGUGCUCGGAGCCCUCGCCCCAACGAGAUGUCUUGGAGAUAUCCCCUUUAAGCAACCCCCGUCAUUCACGCGGAGGAUCCUGUACAACCUCUUCCCCGGAUUCCAUAACACCUCUCCUUGGGAAGAAUUCCUAGUCCGGAAUCGCACACCCCCAUAUAUAACUGCCUCCCCUGAGGUUGUCCAUCGGCGAUUGGAUAGGAACACCUCGGACACUUCGCAACGGUACCUUAUUCUCGCAUCGGAUGGUUUCACAGAUCUGUGUAGCGGGGAAGGUCAGAAACGGGUUGUGGAGAGCUGGGCUAGGGGGAUGGCAGCGCAUGAUCCAUCCGAAGGCAUCACAGACGCUGAGCCUGGGUCGAGAAGCGAUAAUAUGGCGCUCAGACUACUCCGGCGCGCCUUGGGCGGUGAAGAUCGCUUCGGCGUUUCACGAGUGCUCACCCUGGACAUGGACGUCGCUUGGAUUGAUGACACAUCAAUCGUGGUUCAGUUGCUUUGA